AUGGCGGUGACGAUGCGACGUAAUUGGUACGAUGACGAUUUCGCGUUACGACAUCGUGAUUCAUGGUGGAGCCGCGACGAUUGGUUCGAUGACUGGAAAGAUUGGCCAGCCGAUUGGCCUCGACCAAGAGAUCUCAUGAGCCGGUUCUGGCGCGAUACCGAUCAUUGGUGGCGUGACUGGCCGUCGGAUUGGCCUCGCAUGGAUGCAGUCAUGCCGAGAUUCACCUCUCAUUUGGAUCGUAUCGAUCGCAAUUGGCGAAAUGAUCCGUUCUGGCAGGACAUCUAUCCACGCUGGGCUGAACCAAUAUUCAAGGAAGGAAUUGACGUUCACUCCAACAUCAUCAACGAUGAGCGAAGAUUCGCUGUUGAAGUGGAUUGCUACCAGUUCAGACCAGAGGAGAUUCAGGUCAAGACUCAAGACGAUACCCUAAUGAUUGAGGGACGGCAUGAAGAUGUACGUGAUCGCGAUAACUUUACUAAAAUGUAUUUCGUACGGAAAUAUCAAAUGCCACGCGACGUCGAUCAUGCACGUAUAUCAAGCAGCAUUGAUUCUCGAGUCUGA
This is a messenger RNA of Cooperia oncophora, 561 nucleotides long. Lineage: Eukaryota; Metazoa; Nematoda; Chromadorea; Rhabditida; Trichostrongylidae. The record is from the annotation of a GenBank genome assembly.